Messenger RNA from Harpegnathos saltator (Jerdon's jumping ant), 1257 nucleotides. Its product is annotated as protein ANTAGONIST OF LIKE HETEROCHROMATIN PROTEIN 1-like. Lineage: Eukaryota; Metazoa; Arthropoda; Insecta; Hymenoptera; Formicidae. The record is from RefSeq and is a predicted model, not a curated record. The transcript has 3 exons. Bases 684 to 1166 code for a protein of 160 amino acids.
CAAGAUAUGUAAUAAUAAAUAUAAAAUAAUAAUAUCAGUUAGUAAUAAAUACUUAUGUAUUUAACAAAGAAUGUAUUAAAAGAAGUUUUAAACACACAUAGAGAGAAAGCAAUAUGUACUUGUAAACUUGCGCUCACAAAUGAUACGUCGUGAAACGAUGGAUACUUACUGCGACACUAGCUUGUACUACUGCUUAUAUAUGAAAUGUAUCUCUACAUAUUACGCUUACUCAUGAUUUGCGUCGCAUGUGGCUGCUUUCCAGCACUUUAAAUAGCUCACAUAACUGUAAAGGCCAUCGCACACAAAAUGCAUAGAACAGAAGCAUAACAUAGCAUAAGCAUAAGAAAGAUAUGUAACCUACACGAACAUACAUAGAUGUAUGUUUUGACUAUAAGUGGCAUUUUGGAACGUAUGUUUUGACCAAUAAGUGGCAUUUCAGAACAUAUUCCAAACCUAAAUAUGAUUACGUGUCAAAUUAGGAUGGAGACAUAAAAAACGUGCAAACUAGUACAUAAAAUGGACACAUAUGAUUAUAUUUACACGACAUUAAUAUCAAGUUAUAUCGUGUUGCGAAAGCGCAAACAAAAUAAAAAAAAACGAUUUUGGGUACGACCUAUCUAUGUACGUAGACCAUUAUUUGUUGACUUCCAAUAUCUUUUCAAGAAUUAAAAGAAGAUGGUGAAAUGUUUUUUAAAUACACAAGAAUGAAUCUUGUUACUUUUAAUAAAUUGUUGGAUAUGUUACGGCCUCAUCUGGAAAAAAGAAAUUGGAGAGCACUACCAGUAGAACAACGGCUUAUUAUUAUGCUCAGAUUUCUUGCAACAGGAGAUCAAAUAUCUUCAAUUGCAUUUGCACAUCGAAUAGGUGAAUCAACUAUAUACAAAAUUAUUAAAGAGACAUGUGCAGUGACAGUACGAGUUUUAGGCCCCAAAUAUUUAAGGCUACCUAUAAAGGAAGACUGGAAAAAAAUCGCUGCUGGAUUUUGGAAGCAUUGGAAUUUUCCUAAUUGUUUAGGAGCGAUUGACGGGAAACAUUUUGUUAUCAAAACACCUCCAAAUUCUGAGAGCGAACACAACAUGGCUCAAGAAGAGGUACACAUAAGACAAAGAAGAAGGAGGGCUUUAGUAGAAUCUGGAACACAUAGAUGUCGCCAUAGAACGUCUUGAAUAUACAUUUCUUAACAGAAAGUUAAUUUUUAAUUAUCGAUUAUCAAGAGCUAGACGUAUUAUUGAAAAUACGUUCGGCAUUCUGGUUUCA